UUUCACUACAAGUUUUUUAGUACGAGGAAGUAUGACAUUUUUUUUAUAAAUCGUUCGAAUAAUUAAGAUUUAAUUGAUAGAAUUAAACGAACGCAGACGGAGCAAAUUACAAAACACGAUUACAUGCAGAUUACAGAUAUGUCAAGCAAAACAAAAACUAUUUUUGCUAUUGUAGUUUUUUCAUUGUGUUGUGCGAUUGAAGCUCAAUCAUUUUUACCACGGAUGAUUAACCCCAGGUCAAACGACACAAACUUGAAUAACAGUAUCAUUUUCAAAAACGAAGAAUGUAGUUUGACGGUGAAUAACGUAUCACAGGCCGACUUUACAUACAAUAUUCUGAAACAUCGGUACAAUUUCGUUUAUUUAAAAUUAAAGUUUGUGAACUUUAGUGUUAAUGCUACACAAAAUGUUUUUGCAAAAACUAAUUGGAUUUGGACAUACGAAGGAGAAAGGGGAGCACAUCAAUAUCUUUACAUACCAGAAGAUUUUGGUUACAUGUCUUUUGGAUUACUUUGGGCGCAUACAAAGAAAGAAAGGAUUGCUAUUGAUAUCGAAAAGUCUGGAGAAUGUAAGAACCUCACAAUAGGCAAUAAAGACACAGAUUAUCUUAUCGGUCAGGCAUUAGGCAACAUGACAUCAGAAAUAGCUUCAAAAUAUGAAAUAUAUAACUCUAGCCUUUGGUGUUACAAUAAACGUAUUUGGAUACACUCAAAAUUUUUAUAUGAAUUAUGCAAAAAUUCAAUAUGCACAUUCCAAACAAUUGAAUAUGAAUGCUGCAAAUUUACUUUUGAUUAUAUAAAAAAGACCCGUAUAAUUCAGUGUCACAAUGAACAUUAUCAUUAUGGAGCACUCUGGUGGAUCCUACCCAUUAUAGCAGGAAAUGUUUGUUUUGCCUUCUAUCCAUUGUUGUUGACACAAAUUGGAAUAAAAGUGAAGAAAUUAUCAAAAACAAUAAAGAAGGAAAGACGUAUAUCAUUGAAUGCAGUCACGCCCGACUCUAUUUCUGAAAGCAGUAACAGGUUAAACAAAUUAGACUAUUUGAAUUUAGAAUCGACAAAUCCAGUAUCAGUAUUUUCAACAUUAUUUUCACCUUUAUUUACCUUCUUCUACGGCGGGUCAAAAGGUUCACGUACCCUUAGAAUUUGGAUAAUAAUUAUCCCCAUGUGUUUAACAGCUACUCAUGUCUUAUUAGAUUAUAUAUAUGCUUAUGAUUUUACGAAAUCUGCGGUACAAAAAGGAGCUCUCCUAGGAUACAGUGCACUCUUAGCUGGGGUAAGCGAAGCAAGAAAAAAAUUUAUGUAUGUAUUCGGUGGCCCAGUUGUUACUUUCUCAAUUUGUGUUUCAUUUGGGUGUCUUUUGAUUGUGUUUCCCUCAAAUUUAGAAGAUUUUCUUGCUAUUGGUAUCACAAAACGCGUCAAGAAAUUUGUAUUUUUGACCAGAAUGCCAAUUAAGCUUAAAGAAAAUUUGUCAGGAAUAAAUGUCAGACAUCUGAAAGGAUGCAAAAAACUUCACCGACUCCUUCUAGCCCAGAUAUUUAUGUUAAUUCAUUCACGGUUUUGGAAGCAAUCAUUAAAGUUAUUCUAUUUAAGGUGGAAAAAUAUCAUCUUUUCAAUGAUGUACAAUAGAUUGCAAAACUUGUUUAUUGCCAUUAUGUUAAGUGCACUCCUGUUGCCUUUAUACAUCAUGUUCUGUGUCACUGAGUUAUUGCUAGCCGUUCUUUAUUAUCUCUUUCCAGUAGUCAACUGUUUUUUCAUUGUUUUGAAUUCUUUUUGUAUUCACUAUUUUGAGUGUUUCCAUCGUAGAGGUUUUGUAGUGAAAUGUUGUAAACAUAUUUUCUUCAUACCCAUGCUGAUCUUAUUUUCAAUUUCCUGGUAUACGUAUUGCUUGAUAUUCUUUGAUGGGUUUUGGUUUUUGUGUAGAAUUGUCAUGUUAACGUACAGUGGCAUCGUUGCGUAUCCACAAUUAUCUUACGGAUAUCUUGUUCUUGUCUUUAUGACUUUGUUUUAUGUGGCAGAGAGUAUCAAUGCAUUUGGAGAGAGUUAUAGAGAACUUUUAAAGGUAAGCUUAAAAGCUUGCGAAAAGUUUCAACAGAAGUAUGGUGAUGAUGCUGAAAUGGAUCAAAACAAACUUAAAAGCAUACAAACUAAAUAUGGCAUUAAGAGCGACCUUUUUGAUUUGAUCAUCCGCAGAAAUUUGCCAAGAAGAAAUCAACUAUUGAUUACGAUGUUAAAACUGACAUCGGUGAUAAUUGUGUUGAUAAUAUCUGUUCAGUUACUCGUGACAUUUGACAAGUUGAAAGAGCUAUCCCUCGUGACGCACGUGUUUACUGUUUUAUUUGUAUGUGCAUUACCGAAAAUUGUAAAAAUGAUGUGCUUUCAUAAACACAAAGAUAUGGCUCAAAGGAAAAUUAAACGAAAAGUUUUCAUAACGAUAACAGAAUACAUAAGAAACAAAAUGAAAGUACAUUCUAGACACUCUAGUGAUGAAUAUUGUAGCAUUUUUGUUUCAAGCUCUGGGUACGAAUCUUUUAUGAGCAGUGAUACAGAUAAUGAAUAAGUGUUGAUAAAAAUACGUAAAAAACAUGAGCAGGCUUUUUUAAAACAUUUUUUCAAACAACUACAUGUAUGUUUCACUAAAUGAGUAUUGAAAAUAAAUUAAUUGUUUCUUAUG
Ruditapes philippinarum (Manila clam) is the source of this 2670-nucleotide messenger RNA. RefSeq lists its product as uncharacterized. The transcript has 2 exons. Lineage: Eukaryota; Metazoa; Mollusca; Bivalvia; Venerida; Veneridae. The coding region runs from base 124 to 2556 and encodes 810 amino acids. The record is from RefSeq and is a predicted model, not a curated record.